Molecule: messenger RNA, 2073 nt
Organism: Rattus rattus (black rat)
Lineage: Eukaryota; Metazoa; Chordata; Mammalia; Rodentia; Muridae
Gene: Irag2
Product: inositol 1,4,5-triphosphate receptor associated 2
Exons: 20
Coding region: 1-1821 (606 amino acids)
Cellular component (GO): endoplasmic reticulum membrane
Source: RefSeq, a predicted model, not a curated record
AUGCCGAAGCGGCCCUGCCACAAACCACAGCAGAGGCAAGAAGGAAGCAGACAUCAGGUACUUCUGACCUGGAAACAGAAGUGCCUAGAGGUCCAGUGUACACCCCUGCUGGAUGCCUUGUGUCUUGACGGCUUCACAGCGAUUCCCAGGAUAGGACUGAUACACAUCUCAUGUGCCAGUAACUCAGCCCACACUGCAUGUAAACCCCCCACCCCCGAGCAAGGAGCACAGGAUGGGGCUUUGGACAUGACAAGAGGAUCUCAGUGCCUGCUCCCCACAGAAGGCUCCGUCUUGGGACCGCAGCUUCUAGACUGUACCAGAAUGAACGAGAACCAGAGUACUGAUGAGAAUGGUGUUGGCCACUUGUACUCGGAGAGCCCGUCAGAGCUCAGGGAGUGUCUCACGCAACCGUCGUCUGAACACACUUCAUCCUCCGAGAGUACUGUGAUGUCAAGUGAUUCUGGAUCAGACACUUUGCACAUGGCUUCCGGUGACCUUGACUGCAAACCUCUCUGUGAGAAGGAGGAGGAAGCCAGAGUGGCCUCUGCCGUGCCAGGAACCGACCCAGCUCAGGAGAACAACAAGACCACUGCUUGUGGAGACUCUGCUAGUGUGGUCAAGGCUGCACCACAGCAGGAAGCAGGGGAGGAACUUAGAACCGUGGAAGACAGAGGAGGGAAGGACAGUGCCACAGGAGAAACUGAGGUUUCCACACCUCCCAAAGCAUCCAUGAAGCUCGUUAACUUUCAGCAGAGUGAACCCACUUCUGCUAAUGAGAAGGAAGUGGAGGCAGAAUUCCUCAGGUUAUCUUUGGGACUUAAAUGUGACUGGUUUACAUUGGAGAAGAGGGUGAAGCUUGAAGAGAGGUCCCGGGACCUGGCAGAGGAAAACUUGAAGAAAGAAAUCACAAACUGUUUAAAGCUUUUAGAGUCGCUGACACCCCUGUGUGAAGAGGACAACCAGGCUCAGGAAAUCAUCAAGAAGCUGGAGAAGAGUAUAGCGUUCCUCAGCCAGUGCUCGACCCGUGUGGCCAGCAGGGCUGAGAUGCUGGGGGCCAUCAACCAGGAAAGCCGGGUGAGUAGAGCGGUGGAGGUGAUGAUCCAGCACGUAGAGAACCUGAAGAGGAUGUACGCCAAAGAACACGCCGAGCUGGAGGAGCUGAAGCAGGCACUGCUGCAGAACGACAGGUCUUUUAACUCUCUGCAGGAUGAAGAUGACUGUCAGAUUAAAAAGCGUUCAUCUUCUCUAAAUUCCAAGCCAUCUUCUCUUCGAAGAGUGACCAUUGCCUCUUUGCCCAGGAAUCUUGGAAAUGUGGGGAUGGUGUCAGGCCUGGAAAAUGACAGAUUCAGCCGGCGGUCGAGCAGCUGGAGAAUCCUGGGGACAAAGCAGGGUGAGCACCGCCCCUCAUUACACCGAUUCAUCAGCUCCUAUUCCUGGGCCGAUGCGGAGGAGAAGUGUGACGUCAUCAAAACCAGAGACGCCCCGGAGCCCCCAGGAGAGGAGACAGCAGAGAGGACCAGGAAGCCUAGCCUUUCUGAGAGGAGAGGCAGCCUCUCGGCCUGGGACAGCAGCACGAUCUACAGCUCAGUGGCCUCCUGGGUCACUCACCUGCGGGCGUCCUUCAGAAGGGCCAACAGAGCGCUGUGGCUCUCUGGGCUCUUCCUCGUACUGUUCGCCGGGUUGAUGAGCGUCCUCGCCGGUCAGCUCUUCCAGUCCGCCGUGGAGGCCGCGCCCACGCAGGAAGGGGACUCCUGGAUGUCUCUGGAACACAUCUUCUGGCCAUUGACCAGACUCGGGCAUGAUGGACCGCCACCAGUGUGACUGCCACACAGCUCAGUGUCCCCUUGGAUUUUAACAUCUCCCUCUGAGAUUUGAAAUUAGUAACUUUUUAGUAACUACAGUGCAGGGCUAGGGUCCUUGGUAGCUGAGAUAUUUUAAUUCCCCAACAAAAGCAUAGGGAAGGAACUUCGGGAAGGAGCCCCCCCCAGGGUAUUUUAAUGAGCUUUCUGAGUGAGAGACAUAAGACUUUAUUGAAAUGUAUCAAAUAAAGGCCACUCGGAUCUUUGUGCAGUA